AACCCUAACUCAUUCUUUCACUUCUCCAGCCGUCACAGACAACCGGCCGCCAGGAAGCAUGGCCGACCGUGCCCUGCUAAUCACCUCCUCCCUUUCUGUCUUUCAAUUUGUUCCUGUCGCUCACUUUCGUUCGGCCGCCAGGAAGCACCAGCGGCUGGCUCUGGCCGACUGCGCCCUGCACAGAGCCACACAGCCGCCCACUCUCUGUUUGGUUUCUGUUUUUUUUUCGUUUCUACUUGCCGCACUAUUACUCGGUCGCCAAGGAGAACUAGACAUUUGCACUGUGCAAUUGAACUCGAAUUUAGUCCUCAUUUACUCGAAUCCCUUACUGUGUGUUUAAAUAUAUGAGAUGGAUAUCUUGUAAUGGGAUCGAGUUUUGGAGGAAAAAAAUUGUAGAUCCGGGCCCCGCGAUAUUUCUGUUAUUUUCUGUGAUGAUUUUAGUGCAUCUAUGCACAUUCACGCGGUUUAAAAAAAAAUUAGGGUUCUAACCGUAA
Molecule: messenger RNA, 494 nt
Organism: Zea mays
Lineage: Eukaryota; Viridiplantae; Streptophyta; Magnoliopsida; Poales; Poaceae
Exons: 1
Coding region: 59-340 (93 amino acids)
Source: RefSeq, marked validated